CUUUGUUUCCAGGAGCGCGGUUACUUUGGUCUCGGGGAACCAGCGUGGUGCCGUGGCUAAGAGCGCGGGAUUGGGACCCCGGUGAUCCCGGUUCUAGGCCUCGCUUAGCCAGGGAGCCGACUGGGUGACUUCUCAGCCCAGCCUACCUCGCAGGGUUGUUGUGGGGAUGAGAUUGAGCGCAGGAGUUGGGGAGUGAUGGAAGCCGCUUUGAGAUGUUUAAAAGAAAAACGGCGGGAUAUAAAUCUAAUACAUGAAUUUCAGUUGGUGGGCUGAGAGCCGGCAGUGGCUGGCCAAGAAAGGGAUCUUGGGAUGGUGGGGGGGAUAGCUGGAUGGAAAUGUCGAUCCACUGUGUGGCUGCUGUGAAGAAGGCAAACUCCCCCUUGGGCAUAAUCAGGAAAGGGACCAAAAACGGGACUGCAAAAACCCCUUACACGAAGCCUUGGUGUGUCCGCAGUUAAAACACGGGGUACAAUUUUGGAGCCAGCAUCUGAAAUAGGAUACCAUUAAGUCGGAAAACGUUAAGAGAAGGGCAGCUCAGAUGAUCCGGGGAGCUGGAGGUACAACUAGGAGAACCUGGGAUUGUUCAGCUUAGCAAAAGGAUGAGAAAGGGGAGACACCAUAGAGGUGUUUAAAACAAUGCACGGGGUGGAGAAAGUGCAGAGGAAGACAUUUUUCUCCCUCUCUCAUAAUAUUAGAAUCCAAAGGGGUCAUUCAGUGAAGGUAAUGGGUGGGAGAUUCGGUACAGGUAAAAGAAAGGACUUCACACAGCAUGUAGUUAAUUUAUAAGUAGUUAAUGGAAUGUGCUGCUGCAAGAUGUAGUGAUGGCCACGCAUUCAGAGGGCUCUAAAGGGGACUGGACAAAUUCACGGAGAAGGCGAUCCAUGGCUACUCGUCCUGGUGGCAUAAUUGCUAGGCAACAUGGGUGGGGAGACAGCUGGUUAUCUGCUGCAUGUACAGAAUGCUGCACUAGAUGGACCUGUGGUCUGAUACAGCACAGUGUGAUGCAGGCUGGUUUGUUUACUGAUGAGCAGACUGAACUGUGCGCGGGUUGGUACAGCCGGAUUUGAUAGUGUGAAGCCUUCAGGCAAGGUUACGGAGCUCUUAGAGUUGGACACAUUGUGCCUUCCCAUUUGAGUGAAGCCAUGCUCAGUGGCAUCCCAAGGCGUGGCUUCUGCUACAGUGCACCCCUGCAGCAUCCUGAAGGAGGGGUUGGACUACUCCAUCACCCUGAGGGGCGGUUCUGUGUGCUGUAGCUAUUCAGCCAGACUGCCUUGGUCUUUACUGUGGAAGAACUAUAGAAAUCGUAAAUGGGACUGAAAGUCCAGGUGUUUGUGGGGUGUGUCCAAGAGGACAAAGAACGGAUGUCCACAAGAUCUGUCGGGAAUGUGUGGGAUCUCCGGAACGCUAUGAUUGGCUUUACCUUGGCUUUAUGGCAAUGCUGCCUUUGAUCUUGCAUUGGUUCUUUAUUGAAUGGUAUUCGGGGAAGAAGAGCUCCAGUGCUCUGUUUCAGCACAUCACGGCUUCAAUUGAAUGUGGUGUGGCAGCGAUUGUUACUCUGCUUGUGAGUGAGCCCAUGGGCUCCCUGCAUAUCCGCUCCUGCAAGGUGCUGAUGCUUUCCGACUGGUACACCAUGCUCUACAACCCUAGUCCUGAUUAUGUUACCACUAUUCACUGUACCCAUGAAGCAGUCUAUCCUCUCUACACCAUUGUAUUUAUCUACUAUGCCUUCUGUUUGGUGUUGAUGAUGCUCCUUCGGCCCCUUCUGGUCAAGAAGAUUGCUUGCGGGCUAGGAAAGUCAGAUCGAUUUAAGAGCAUUUAUGCAGCUCUUUACUUCUUCCCAAUCCUUACUGUGCUUCAGGCAGUUGGAGGUGGCUUGCUGUAUUACGCCUUCCCCUACAUCAUCAUCGUGCUGUCGCUUGUCACCUUGGUUGUGUAUCUAUCGGCAUCUGAAGUAGAAACAUUCAAGGAUCUCCUUGUCAGGAAGAAAAGACUUAUAGUUCUGUUUAGCCACUGGCUGCUACACGCCUAUGGAAUAAUCUCCAUUUCCAAGCUGAACAACGUUUACCAGGACUUGCCGCUGCUGGCUUUGGUGCCUGCACCUGCUCUCUUUUACUUGCUUACUGCCAAGUACACAGAACCCUCCCGGAUACUCUCUGAGGGAGCAAAUGGGCGUUGACUAUAACUGAUCUCAGUCUGGAUAAGUAGCGAUCCUCGAUGAUUGCAGCUACUUGGAUCCUUCCUCUUCAUUUUCUUUUAGGAAGGUGUCAUUUCCCUAUGGACCAACUUCCAGAUAAAGCAGGUUGACCUUCCAGGUUCAUCAUUACAGCCUUUUCAAGGCUGACUGUGGCCUCCAGAACAACGUGCGGAUGCUUAGUGCAUGAAAUGCCUUGACUGCUUUAUCAGCAGCAGGCAGUAAAGCCCCACUGGCUGGAAUUGUGAAGAAUCAGGGCCUCUCCCUUCUGUGAAAUAUGUGUACAGCAUACUUGAAAACUGAGUGUAACUUAUUUAUUUCACCAUACAGUGUUAAUCACAUCUUUCAUGAAGAAUAGGUGGUUGUUUCUGUCCAUAAUUCUUGCAGUCCCUUCAUUCCUAGACAAGAAGUUUGGGGAAAUGUAGCUAUUUAAAAAGAAAAAAAACCCCCACCCACUUAUCUGCAUACUCUUAUGAAUCGGAACAAGAAGACAUGGGCCCUACUCACGUCAGUCGGGCCUUCAUAAGAAAUGUGCUCUGUGAACCCAGAACCCAUCAACUUGUAGGUGACAAAUUCCCUCUCCCAUAAUGAACACCUUUCACCAAAUUCAUAUUUGUUAAGCAGCUGCAAAACUCUCCAGACACAAAUCUUUUAGGAGCUGAUCUAGCACCAAAGAUAACAGAGUGUGAGCAGAUGGCGGAUGCACCUGACCACACCUGUCUCUCUUAAACCUUUGCUAGACCACAGAUUCCAUUUCUCCAAGAUCCAGCCUGCGCGUUUCAAUUGCACUGUAUGUGAAUCUCCCAGUGGGUAGCUUAGAGCAAGCAUCUGUCUGGCCAAAUGGUCAGGAAAGGGCCUCUGCCUCCUGUCUAGGCAAACAUGCUCUGAGUAUAGGGCGUUCCCCCUGUGCUGCACCAGGUUGCCUUUCCACUGGGAUGGGCUUCCCCAAACUGUCCGGUACCAGAGCAGACUGUUGGCAAAUAGUUUUUCAUCUUCCUGCUAAUGUUGAUACUGGGAUCUUCAUGGCUCUCUCAGUAGAAGUUGCAGCUUGCUAGAAUUUUACAGUGCCUAUGUUUUUGUUUCAUCUUGUAUGCCUUCCCUUGCUCCCCCACUCUCUUUCCCAUUUUUAAAUAAACCUGUACAAUUUGGAA
Varanus komodoensis (Komodo dragon) is the source of this 3342-nucleotide messenger RNA. RefSeq names its product JNK1/MAPK8 associated membrane protein (gene JKAMP). The transcript is spliced from 7 exons. The record is from RefSeq and is a predicted model, not a curated record. Gene Ontology annotation, molecular function: ubiquitin protein ligase binding. Gene Ontology annotation, biological process: response to unfolded protein. Gene Ontology annotation, cellular component: membrane. Bases 1430 to 2176 code for a protein of 248 amino acids. NCBI's taxonomy places the organism in Eukaryota, Metazoa, Chordata, Lepidosauria, Squamata, Varanidae.